UUCCCGGAGACCCGCUCCUCCGCGGCUUGAGGAGUUCCUGCCUUCGCCAUGCCGAUGAAGGGUCGCUUCCCUAUCCGCCGUACGCUGCAGUACCUGGGUCGCGGGGAAGUGGUAUUCAAGGACUCGGUGAAGGUCAUGACCGUGAACUACAACACGCAUGGGGAGCUGGGCGAAGGCGCCAGGAAAUUCGUGUUUUUCAACAUCCCUCAGAUCCAGUAUAAGAAUCCUUGGGUGCAGAUCAUGCUGUUUAAGAACAUGACACCAUCGCCCUUCCUGCGGUUCUAUCUAGAUUCUGGGGAGCAAGUCCUGGUAGACGUGGAGACGAAGAGUAAUAAGGAGAUCAUGGAGCACAUAAAGAAAAUCUUGGGCAAGAAAGAGGAGACCCUCAGGGAGGAGGAGCUGGAGAAGCAGCAGCGCUUUCAUCCAGGCAACUUUGGCCCCCGGAAGUACUGCCUGCGGGAGUGCAUGUGCGAAGUAGAAGGUCAGGUGCCCUGCCCUGGCCUGGUGCCCUUACCCAAGGAAAUGACAGGGAAGUACAAAGCUGCUCUGAAAGCCAGUACUUAGGUCUAACUAAGCAAAGUCAUCUGGGAUGGACUGGUGGCAUCUGACUGGUGGAGAUGGAUUACACUGGUACCAUAAAUGAUGGAACUCUGCAAUGGAAAGGCCAGCUUGCACAUCCAUUUAAAGGACAUGGGAUGAAGGCCGGGUUGCCAGCUGCUGAAUAGAUGUCAAUAAAAGAUUUAGUCUUCCUAUACAUAGUAAGUCUGAUUUUGCUUGAACAGAGACCAUCUGUAUCAGAAGGCUUGGGAUGAGAGGGUGCAAGGCAGUUUGUCAGUAACUGUCUCAGUCCUGUAACUGGACAUGGUUCCUUCAUUAAUCUUCUACCAGUUUCUACUGGAAGGUCUUGAGGGCUACUGCUACUGGUGAGCCAAAUGUAAUUGGGAGAGUGGAUGUUCUUAACAGUCCAAAGCAAACAUGUGGGCAGUGUACUGAAGCCUACAAUUCUUGCUUCCUGAGAGAGAGAAGGUUCUCCAGUCCCAGUUAGUAAUAAAGACCUUGGGCAGUAGGGUCACUUCAGGUCUUUGUGCUCAGCAGACGUGAGCUGAAGGUACCGAAUCUCUUCUCCACUUUGAUGUGAGGCCCAUGUGGGUGGAGGAGUGCCAGUGGCAUUGUGUUAACUGUAGCAGGGAUUUUUCUGGCUUUGAGAGUGAAGAUGCCACCUGGGUGGUAAUUUUGACUCUCAUUUCUUGCUUACUAGGUGAGAGAGAGAGACUGACUUCUGGAUGCCUUUCGAGUUAUUUUUCCCAGUUAUCAGUAUCAUUUUAGCUAUGUAGAUUCCAUCCUUUAGUGGACAGCAGAACCUUCCAGGGUCACUUAAUGUUUACCACAGACUCUUUGGCUGGCAUUUGGCCAUAUAGGUAUGAAUUUAUGAGGCAAAAUAAAGCAGUGGUUGUUAAAAAA
Arvicanthis niloticus (Nile rat) is the source of this 1461-nucleotide messenger RNA. It is a transcript of the gene Mrps25, whose product is annotated as mitochondrial ribosomal protein S25. Lineage: Eukaryota; Metazoa; Chordata; Mammalia; Rodentia; Muridae. Gene Ontology annotation, cellular component: mitochondrion. The record is from RefSeq and is a predicted model, not a curated record. Gene Ontology annotation, molecular function: structural constituent of ribosome.